CUGAGCAACGUCGUCGUUUCUGAUUCUCCUUUUAUAUUUACCCCUCAUACAAAUCCUUUCUGUUUGGGGGGUUUUGUUAUUAAUUAUUCUCUUCCAUCUGCCGCCGCAACGGUGCACCCUAGUAGCCUCCAACAAUGGCUUCAGAGAAGAAACUGUCGAAUCCUAUGAGGGAGAUAAAGGUACAGAAGCUCGUCCUCAAUAUUUCUGUUGGCGAGAGUGGAGAUCGCCUCACCAGAGCUGCAAAGGUGUUGGAACAACUGAGUGGCCAAACCCCAGUGUUCUCCAAAGCAAGGUACACUGUUCGUUCUUUUGGGAUUAGAAGAAACGAGAAGAUUGCUUGUUAUGUCACUGUUAGAGGUGACAAGGCAAUGCAACUUUUGGAAAGUGGUUUGAAGGUGAAGGAGUAUGAACUUCUCCGAAAGAACUUCAGCGAUACUGGCUGCUUUGGCUUUGGCAUUCAAGAGCAUAUUGAUUUGGGAAUCAAGUAUGAUCCUUCAACCGGUAUUUAUGGAAUGGAUUUCUUUGUUGUUUUGGAGCGUCCUGGCUACCGUGUUGGCCGUCGCCGAAGGUGCAAGUCCCGUGUUGGAAUUCAGCACCGAGUCACAAAGGAGGAUGCUAUGAAGUGGUUCCAGGUGAAAUAUGAGGGAGUGAUCCUUAACAAGUCUCAGGCAAUUGUUUAGUUUGAGUUCACUUUAGGAGUGUGUUAUCAGUUUUGUCAACUAUAGUUCCAUCUUUCUAUGAUAGGAUCUUAAUUUUGAGCCAGGUUUGGAAUCCAUGUUUUUCAUUUAAGAUUUUGCGAUGAAGCACAUGUAUUAGCAUUGUUAGAUGACACUUUAAUUGCGAAGUUGUGAACCCCUCGUUAUGCAAUUAUGCUUUGUAACAAUUUAGUUUCUGUAUUUUGUAUGCAAAUGAAGCGAUGUCUUUCUGCAGCA
Molecule: messenger RNA, 932 nt
Organism: Vigna radiata var. radiata (mung bean)
Lineage: Eukaryota; Viridiplantae; Streptophyta; Magnoliopsida; Fabales; Fabaceae
Product: 60S ribosomal protein L11
Exons: 5
Coding region: 135-680 (181 amino acids)
Biological process (GO): translation
Cellular component (GO): ribosome; cytosolic large ribosomal subunit
Molecular function (GO): RNA binding; structural constituent of ribosome
Source: RefSeq, a predicted model, not a curated record